Molecule: messenger RNA, 2628 nt
Organism: Dunckerocampus dactyliophorus (ringed pipefish)
Lineage: Eukaryota; Metazoa; Chordata; Actinopteri; Syngnathiformes; Syngnathidae
Gene: cdc14ab
Product: cell division cycle 14Ab
Exons: 15
Coding region: 297-1799 (500 amino acids)
Biological process (GO): regulation of exit from mitosis; protein dephosphorylation; microtubule cytoskeleton organization
Cellular component (GO): mitotic spindle; nucleolus; spindle pole
Molecular function (GO): protein serine/threonine phosphatase activity; protein tyrosine/serine/threonine phosphatase activity
Source: RefSeq, a predicted model, not a curated record
UCAAUCAGUGCUUCAGACUGUUGUUGUUAAUCCGGUCGAGUGGCGACGUGCUAACAUGCUAACUCGGGAUUACUUGACGGUGAAUCAUUGAGAUUUAAGUGAAAUUCAGGUGAAAUUGACGCAGGAAACCCCAGAAACGUUGCCAGAGAGGAGCGUGUGCGCAUGGGCAGCAGACGCAAAACGUGAUGGGAAGUUGAGGAGAAAGUUUACAACUUGUUGACGGCUUCCAGCUAGCUGUGCUGUUAGCCUGCCGGUGGCUGAUCGACAAGUUGAGAGUCCAGGAUUUAGACGGAUCCAUGACCCACUCCCCGGUUCUGUCCGCUUUGUUCGGCAUGACGGACGAGUCCGAACCGCUGGGAGCCGCCGAGUUUAUCAAAGAGCGUCUGUAUUUCGCUACGCUACGAAGCAAACCCAAAAGCACGGCCAACACUCACUACUUUUGCACGGAUGACGAGUUUGUUUACGAAAAUUUCUAUGCAGACUUCGGUCCUCUCAACUUGGCCAUGUUGUAUCGAUACUGCUGCAAACUGAACAAGAAGCUCAAGUCGUUCACGUUGACCAGGAAACGAAUCGUCCACUACACCAGCUUCGACCAGAGGAAGAGGUCCAAUGCUGCGGUGCUCAUUGGAGGAUAUGCUGUGAUCUAUUUGAAGAAAACCCCAGAAGAAGCUUACAGAGCUCUGGUCUCUGGAUCCAACGCCUCCUACCUUCCCUUCAGGGAUGCAUCAUUUGGGAACUGCACCUUCAACCUGAGCGUGCUCGACUGUCUGCAGGGCAUCAGGAAGGCUCUCCAACACGGAUUCUAUGACUUUGAGACGUUUGAUGUGGAUGAGUAUGAACAUUACGAGCGGGUCGAGAAUGGAGACUUUAACUGGAUUGUUCCGGGCAAACUUUUGGCGUUUAGCGGACCACAUCCCAAGAGCAAAAUAGAGAAUGGUUACCCUCUCCAUGCCCCUGAGGCCUACUUCCCCUACUUCAGGAAGCACAAUGUGAGCGCCGUUGUCCGUCUCAACAAGAAGAUCUAUGACGCCAAGCGAUUCACAAACGCUGGCUUCAACCACUACGACCUCUUCUUUCUGGACGGGAGCACGCCCAGUGACAUCAUCACACGCCGCUUCCUGUCCCUAUGUGAUGGCGCGCCCGGCGCCAUGGCGGUCCAUUGCAAAGCUGGUCUGGGAAGGACGGGCACUCUGAUUGGCUGUUACCUCAUGAAGCAUUACCGCUUCACUGCACCUGAAGCCAUUGCGUGGAUCAGGAUCUGCAGACCUGGAUCUGUGAUUGGACCGCAGCAGCACUUUCUGGAAGAGAAGCAGGCGUGGCUAUGGUUGCUAGGAGACAACCAGCGCUCACAGAAGUCCAAGCUGGAGGAGAGGACGGUGCCUCACCUUAUUGCCAGUAUGGAUGACCUCACCUUAAACCCCACAAUCUCUGCCCACAACGCUGGCGUCCAACCUUCAUCAAGCUCCGACUGCCUGCUGGAGAGCAACGUGACCGAGCGAUCCGCUCUAACUCAGGGAGACAAACUGAGAGCCUUAAAGAGUCGACGACCCCCCCGUCCAGCCACCACUGGAGCUUUGAGAGUGGAGCAGGUGAAGAACCACAGCAGGUCCGCAUCGCAACCUCUCAGACUGACCAUGGGUGGAGAUCAGAGCUCCACCUCCCCGCUGAAAUCCUUCAAGUUCCCAACACCGUCUGCUGCUGCUGCUGCAGCCAAGAGGAUCGGUCGAAGUCCGUCGUCAUCCAGCAUGAGUCCCUUCAGUCUGACUACGUCCAGUUCUAGAAGAUCCCAUGUGCCCUGAACACACCACCUUGAUGAUUGCCCUCCUGCUGCUGCUACUCCUCCUCUCUAAAAGACUGAACUUGUAUGUAAAAGAAGUUUUAUUUAGAUAAAUGUUUUUCAUUUUUGUUUUAAAGACUCUUUGACGGAACAAUGACCCCAUUAUCAUGGUUACAGUAUUCACUGCGUGAUUGGCAGAGAUGUUUUGCAGAAUGCUUUUUUUCUUUUAUGCUUUUAACUUAGUGAUUCUGGAAUGGGCUCAGCAGUUUUGAGAAGACCAAUCACAAAAUACACAUGCACACAGAAGGUGUUGCGCUAGCUGUUAGCCUCAGGAAGAAUAGAUAGCUGCUAACUGCUCACACUUAAAAGUUGGACUUGAUUUUAGUUUGUCUAAUGAAUGGCGCUGAUGAUGCCGGAGCUUGGAUGAAGGUUAUUAAUGGAUCACGUGACGGAUUCAGUCUCCUACCUCCUCAAUUUUGGUUUUUAAGAGCAAUAUUGGGCACUUCCAAAAUAAGAGCUGCUGGGACCAAAACGCAGUGUUGCUGUGAAAACAGAACUCACACAAAGUUUUAAGUUUGGGUGAAGUAACAGCAUGGUGAUGAUGAAGAUGAUGAGGAUAACGACGUGUGCCAUAAAGGAGAGUUGAGGUGUUUUUAUGAAAUGAGCUAAAAAAAAAUGUUUAAAAAAAGAACUUCCUGUUUAUCUUAAGUGUACAGAGCAGCUAAUGACACAUUGUAACUAUCUAUCACAGGGCUUUUAUUUUGAAGCUUUCAGGAAGCUUUUAUUUUUUCAACUUUGGAAAGAUGUUUAUUUUCUUGACACUGGAGAAAAUAAAUUAUUUUUGUUGACUG